AUGGCUACCGUCACGUUGGUCGAGGAAGUGCCGGAAGUCGAGAAAGCAAAACGAACACGCAGAACGCACAACAAAGUCCGAACAGGAUGCCUGACUUGCAAGAUCCGGCGGAAGAAGUGCGACGAGGAAAAGCCCUUCUGCCGCAGAUGUACCUCGACAGGCCGUAAAUGCGAUGGCUACGCCCAAGAGCCAUCACCGCCAACCUCUCACGAAGACUCUCCCACGAGUACAUGUGAACCAGAUCCCAAGCGGCAGAGGACGAGCAUAAAUACCAAAGUAGCCAUUCCGUCUCUGUCUAAACCUACUAAAGCACGAGUUGUCGUCGACGAAGAGCGCUCUGUGCUGUCCCGGCCGCCUUCAAACGUUAUGUUCGAGAACGACAAUGACUUCUUCUGUUUCGACUUCUUCCGAUCGAGAACAGGCCCCGAAUUCGCCGCGUAUUUCGACAGCUCGAUAUGGCGAACAUAUGUCACCAAAGCCGCUUUCCAGCAUCCGACCGUUCUAGCAGCCGCUUCCGCAGUGGGUGCUGUCCAUCGCAGAUUUGAAUUAGGCAUUUCCCGAGAAGCAUUUGAGUACUGCGACUUCUCUGACAAACUAUACCAAAAGGCACUACGGAUGCUAUCGCGCGACAUGGCUUCUGAAGUCCCCAACGCUGCCGAGAUCAACAUGGUAACAUUGAAACUGUUCAGUCUCUUCGAGACAUUCCAGGGCAACUACGACACCGCGCAGCUACACUUGACCAACGGCCUCAAGGGCCUCUUGAGACGGAACAUGCGCACCACGUACAAAGACACGCAGUACCGCACAGUCGACCUCAACUACGAGAGCCUGCGGCGGCUCUUUCUCAAGCUCGAACUGGAAUCCGUACGGCUAUUCGGCGGCCUCGCAACGAUCCUCAGCGAUCCAGAAGAUGCCGUCCCCCCGCCGUCCCUCGACCCGUUCGAUCCAGAGUCGCUCGCGUACCUCCCCGACCCGAACCCAUAUACGAUCCCGCGAGGAUUCACCUCACUUUCGCAAGCCCGCGACGUUCUGUUCACCGAAACGAAAUGGAUCUGGCACACCUGGACGCUGCUCGAGCAGGGCGACCUGACUGGCACAGGCUUCUCGCGGCACCACGCCCACAUCUCGCGGCUGCUGCAGUGGUCGAUGGCGUAUGCCGAGUUCUCCAAGACGGAGCGCAACCGGCGCGAGUCCAGCGCGCAGGAGAAGCAUGCGGGCCACCUACUCAAGGCGUACCGCGAGGCGUCAUACCUAUUGCUCCUCACGCAGAUGGCCUUCCACUCACCCGAGACGGGCGAGGUAAUCGUGCCGCUCUGCGACCCGCCCGAGACGUGCAACUGCCACCGGUCGUGCCGGACGUACGCGGAGCGCCGGGAGGCGCUCAACGCACACUUUGCCCGCAUCCUGGUUCUGUGCGAGAGUAUCUUCAACCGCGGAUCCUUCUUCGCGUACGAGGAGCAUAGUAUCAGCGUUGACUCGGGCAUCGGCCCACCCCUGUACCUCGGCAGCGCGCGCUGCCGCUCCACAAAGGUCCGCCACCAGGUCACCAGUCUGCUGGAGGAGAGCGAGAUCCAGAAACGCGUCUGGGACAAGCUGGGCGUCUACAGCAUCGCUGAGAAGUUGAGCAGCAUCGAGGAGCACGCCGUCGUCGACUGUGGGGCCAUCCCCGCUGAACUCGAGCCCAAGUGGGUUGACAUCACCUUCUUUCUGGACGAGAGGAGGGCUUUGUUGAGGUACUGUACUCCCGACAGGGAAGGGAUUGGUGGCAAGUUGAGAGGUACCGGCUUAGUCACGGAGCGUUACAUGGGGAGCGGGAGUGGAGGUUUAGUCUGGACUCAGGAGUGGAUUUCGUUUUGA
Messenger RNA from Exophiala spinifera, 1857 nucleotides. RefSeq lists its product as uncharacterized. Gene Ontology annotation, biological process: regulation of DNA-templated transcription. Gene Ontology annotation, molecular function: zinc ion binding; DNA-binding transcription factor activity, RNA polymerase II-specific. The record is from RefSeq and is a predicted model, not a curated record. The transcript has 2 exons. Lineage: Eukaryota; Fungi; Ascomycota; Eurotiomycetes; Chaetothyriales; Herpotrichiellaceae. Bases 1 to 1857 code for a protein of 618 amino acids.